UGUCAAAUCCGUCCGUCAGAAUCUUACCUCAAUUCCACCGUCGCCAUACCACUCCUCCCUUCAACUUUCGUCAUCUUAUUUCGCAACUAUCGCCGAUCCCGGAAAUCCCAACCACCCCACCGCCUCAUAAAUCUAUCUCCACGGAUUUCCCCUUUUCCAAAAUUGUUAUAGUAUUCUUUUUGUAAUUUUUUUUGCCUAACUUUUACUUAUAUAAACAGUAAUAUUAAUUCAUAAAAUAAAAAUAACAUAAUUUCUGAUCGACCCAUUUUUUUCUCUUUCAAAACACGCCCUCUAUUUCCUUCUUUUUAUAUAAUUCAAUUUUUCCUCUGUAAACUUUCUUUGAUCCUGCUUGCUCGUCUCUUUCUCCUUUUUUUUUUCUUUCUACUUUUUUUUGUUGCCGUCUUUUUUAUUUCUCAUCUCUUCAUCGUAGAAUACAAAAUCAAAAUUUGCUUUUGUAAUUCUCGGGUUCACCGCAAUGUCGAAUUCAAAUCCUGGAAACUCUUAUACGAAUGAGAAUUAGGAAUCAUCGAUUCGCCUGCUUCCUGAUUUCGACGAUAAAGUGGGAGACGAUUAGAGAUCAAUGACUUAGGCGGCAGUGAUCUCGCGGAAGCAAAGAUUUACGAUCUAAGCUUCCGAUUUUUCAUAGUAGUUGGAAAUUCGGUUGUUGUUGGUGGAUUUUGAGAGGGCAGGAAUGUCGAAGGUGGUGUACGAAGGAUGGAUGGUGAGAUAUGGACGAAGGAGGAUCGGGCGAUCCUUCAUACACAUGCGAUAUUUCGUGCUCGAAAAUCGGCUCCUGGCUUACUACAAGAGAAAGCCACAAGAUAAUCAGGUUCCAAUCAAGACCCUGUUGAUAGACGGAAACUGUAGGGUGGAGGAUCGAGGUUUGAAGACUCACCAUGGACAUAUGGUUUAUGUUUUGUCUGUUUACAGCAAGAAAGAGAAGUACCACAGAAUCACGAUGGCAGCAUUCAACAUCCAGGAAGCCCUAAUGUGGAAGGAAAAAAUGGAGUCUGUGAUUGAUCAGCAUCAAGAGUCACAAAUUUCUAAUGGCAACAAAUAUGUUUCUUUUGAAUAUAAAUCUGGGAUGGAUAAUGGGAGGACUGCUUCUUCAUCGGACCAUGAAAGGCUGUGGGCUUUAGUCAAGCUACCUGGGUGCUUUGAAGUCUUUGGAUCAAAUUCGCAUGGGUUCAGUGCCCAGGAGGAUGAAGAUGAUGCUCCUCCAAAUUUGCUUAGGAGAACAACAAUUGGAAAUGGUCCUCCAGAUUCAAUAUUCGAUUGGACACGGGAAUUUGACUCAGAAUUAUCAAAUCAAAAUGCCAACAACCAAGCUUUUUCUAGAAAACAUUGGCGCCUCCUUCAAUGUCAAAAUGGACUUCGCAUUUUUGAAGAGCUUCUUGAAGUUGAUUACCUUCCAAGGAGCUGUAGUAGGGCGAUGAAGGCUGUAGGUGUUGUGGAAGCUACUUGUGAGGAAAUAUUUGGUCUUGUAAUGAGCAUGGAUGGAACUCGAUUUGAGUGGGAUUGUAGUUUUCAAUAUGGUAGUUUAGUUGAAGAGGUAGAUGGGCAUACAGCUAUACUUUAUCACAGGCUUCAGUUGGACUGGUUCCCUAUGUUUGUAUGGCCCCGUGACCUUUGCUAUGUGCGUUAUUGGCGCCGAAAUGAUGAUGGAAGUUAUGUUGUGUUAUUUCGUUCUAGAGAGCAUGAGAAUUGUGGCCCACAACCAGGAUACGUGCGGGCUCAUGUUGAGAGUGGAGGGUUCAACAUUUCCCCUCUGAAAUCUCGAAAUGGGAAGCCUAGAACACAGGUGCAGCAUCUCAUGCAGAUUGAUUUAAAAGGAUGGGGUGUGGGUUAUAUUUCAUCAUUUCAGCAACACUGUCUUCUUCAGAUGUUAAAUAGUGUUGCUGGAUUGCGUGAAUGGUUUGCCCAAACAGAUGAAAGAGGUGCUCCUCCUAGAAUCCCAGUUAUGGUCAAUAUGGCUUCAUCUUCAGUUUCCUCAAAGAAGACUCAAAAGAUAGAUGAGUUAUCUGUUCCCCCUGCCCCUUCUCUUGAUCAAACAAACUCUGCUAGCAGAAACUCUGUGUUGAUGGAUGAAUACUCUGAUGAGGAUGAAGAACAAAUGCCUGAGGCAGAACAAGAGGCAUAUCCAACUAAAAGCGACAAUGAUCUCAAGAGAACAGCCCUGGAAGAAGAACCAAUUGAGAAAAUUGAUUUGUCAUGCUUUUCUGGUAAUCUACGACGUGAUGACCGUGAUAAUUCUCGUGACUGCUGGAGAAUAGCAGAUGGUAACAAUUUCAGAGUCCGUAGCAAGCAUUUUUGUUACAACAAAACAAAGAUUCCUGCAGGGAAGCACUUAAUGGAUCUUGUUGCUGUUGAUUGGUUUAAAGACACAAAACGAAUGGAUCAUGUCGUUAGGCGUCAAGGCUGUGCUGCUCAAAUUGCUUCAGAAAAGGGGCUUUUCUCUUUGGUUUUUAAUUUUCAAGUUCCUGGCUCAACACACUAUAGUAUGGUAUUCUAUUUUGUGACAAGGGAAUUAGUACCCAGUUCCCUUUUGCAUCGAUUUGUUGAUGGUGACGAUGAAUUUCGCAAUAGUAGGCUGAAGCUUAUUCCGUCAGUGCCAAAGGGAUCAUGGAUUGUGCGACAGAGUGUUGGGAGCACCCCUUGUUUGUUAGGAAAAGCAGUUGAUUGCAAUUAUAUCCGUGGUCACAAGUACUUAGAAGUUGAUAUCGACAUAGGUUCUUCUACGGUUGCUAAUGGAGUUUUGGGGCUUGUCAUUGGUGUAAUUACGACAUUGGUGGUUGACAUGGCUUUCCUUGUGCAGGCAAAUACAACGGAUGAGCUGCCAGAGCGGCUAAUUGGUGCAGUCCGAGUUUCACAUAUAGAGCUAUCAUCUGCCAUAGUUCCAAAGCUUGAGGCCGAUCCAUCAUGAUUGUUUUGACCACAACUGAUUUUAUACGAAUAAUUUGUUCUGAUAUUCAUAUUUUCAUUUGCAUUUUCUCGUCAUUUACCAUUUAGAGGAAGAUCCUUCACUUUUUCCAAAUAGGAUUUUCAGGAAAAAGUAGUGGAAGGAAAAUGAAAAUUUUUACUUCGGCAAGCUCGUUAGUUCCAUUUCUCUGGCUAGCUAUGUGUUAAGGGAAAAUAAAUCCUAUCAUGGAAGAAAUCAAGAGGGUGAGAAGGAUGAUGGGGCUUUUAUUUUCAUCUUUAUAUGUAAUUAUAUAUAAAAAAAUCUAUAGUAAAUGUAGACGCGUUAUCAUUUUGCGGUAUGUCAUCUCAUGGCAGCAUUUCAUUGCAAACUUUCUGUUCUUUUGAUUUGAGAACUACAAACUAGAGGGUAGAAAAUAGAAAAUAAAACCAAAGAAAGAGAGAGGACAGAGAAUCAUUGCAGAAGGUUUAGUCAGGUCUAAGUUUACGUCGAGCAUCAAAUUCGAGACAAAUGGUUGAGUUCCGUUGAAACAGUUAUAAUCCCUAUCGAAUACGUGAGAAUCAUAACCAACUAGGUGCUAUGUGAUAUGACAGCGAUAGAUUACCUUGGCUUGUUUGGAAAUUGGGUAUACGAAAUGAAUGCUUGGUGAAUGAUGAAAUGCUCAAUGUUCAUAGCCUCUUUUGAA
Durio zibethinus is the source of this 3602-nucleotide messenger RNA. Its product is annotated as protein ENHANCED DISEASE RESISTANCE 2-like. The record is from RefSeq and is a predicted model, not a curated record. Gene Ontology annotation, molecular function: lipid binding. Lineage: Eukaryota; Viridiplantae; Streptophyta; Magnoliopsida; Malvales; Malvaceae.